Fonsecaea pedrosoi CBS 271.37 is the source of this 315-nucleotide messenger RNA. RefSeq lists its product as uncharacterized. The coding region runs from base 1 to 315 and encodes 104 amino acids. Lineage: Eukaryota; Fungi; Ascomycota; Eurotiomycetes; Chaetothyriales; Herpotrichiellaceae. The transcript has a single exon. The record is from RefSeq and is a predicted model, not a curated record.
AUGACAGCUGCGAAGAGUUUCGCUAAUCGCAGCAACCCCACGCUGGCGCAGGUUAUCGAACUCUCCCUCCACGAAAACCUUCUCAAAGAGCGGUCCGACAUACAACAACAAUGUGAGAGCGGAGGAUCUAGCAGGUCCCAUGGUCGAACUGGCAAACAGCCCAGCAUACGCAGAGCGCAGUCCCGCGAGACCGAGAUCAGAAACCCCAAAACCCACCGAGAAGAGCUCUACAAGGUCAAAAGAGAGCGAGAACACACCGCCUUCAUCGAACAUGCUAGCGCUGCAGUCAUGGAUGGGGAGAGACACAAAGCAUGA